CAUACAAGAAAUACUAAUAACAAGUAAGUCUCGAAACACAAUGAUCACGUUGUGAGCCAAAUGGCUUCAAAACACACCGCAGCGCUAUCUAUGAACGAUUUUAAUAACUGCUCUUUCAUUCCCAAAAUCAGUUUCCUGUACAUCUCAACUCAGCGGUAGAAUAUUUUCCAAAUUUUGCUUACAAAUUUUGUGUUGUCAUGGCGAGAGGUAGCAGUGCCGGUUUUGAUAGACAUAUUACUAUAUUUUCGCCUGAAGGGCGUUUAUAUCAAGUUGAAUAUGCUUUUAAAGCAAUCAAUCAAGGAGGUUUAACUUCUAUUGGUCUUAAAGGCAAAGAUGUUGCUGUUUUGGUUACCCAAAAGAAAGUACCUGAUAAACUUUUGGACCCAACUUCAAUUACUCAUAUGUAUGCUGUAACGGACGAUAUUGGAGCUGUUAUGACAGGAUUAGUUGCUGAUGGGCAGUUUCAAAUGAUGAGAGCUCGAUACGAAGCAUCGAAUUAUCAAUAUAAGUUUGGUCACCCAGUACAAGCUCACAUGCUUUGUAAGCGGAUUGCAGAUUUAUCGCAAAUAUACACCCAAAAUGCUGAGAUGAGGCCUCUAGGGUGUAGCAUGAUGCUUAUUGCUUAUGAUAAAACGCAAGGUCCACAAUUAUAUAAAGCUGAUCCGGCAGGAUAUUACUGUGGCUACCGAGCUACAAGUGUUGGUGUUAAACAAACUGAAGCAAACAGCUACUUAGAGAAAAAGUUUAAGAAAAAGACAACUUAUGAAGGAAAUGAAGCUAUACAGUUGGCAAUUUCUGCUCUUGCCAAUGUAUUAUCUGCUGAAUUCAAGCCUACUGAACUUGAAGUUGGUGUUGUUACAACUGAGAGCCAAAAGUUUAGGAAAUUGACUGAAAAAGAAAUUGAGGAACACUUAACCGCCAUAGCCGAAAAAGACUAGUGUUGGAAUGUGCUAACUUUAUGAAUAUUUGUCCUUUUUAUUUUAAUGAAAUAAAUAAACUUUCUAUAAAAAUGA
This is a messenger RNA of Parasteatoda tepidariorum (common house spider), 1013 nucleotides long. RefSeq names its product proteasome subunit alpha type-6. Gene Ontology annotation, cellular component: proteasome core complex; proteasome core complex, alpha-subunit complex. The record is from RefSeq and is a predicted model, not a curated record. Gene Ontology annotation, biological process: ubiquitin-dependent protein catabolic process. NCBI's taxonomy places the organism in Eukaryota, Metazoa, Arthropoda, Arachnida, Araneae, Theridiidae.